Oryzias latipes (Japanese medaka) is the source of this 4252-nucleotide messenger RNA. Its product is annotated as delta-type opioid receptor. Gene Ontology annotation, biological process: neuropeptide signaling pathway; sensory perception of pain; G protein-coupled opioid receptor signaling pathway. Gene Ontology annotation, cellular component: neuron projection; plasma membrane. NCBI's taxonomy places the organism in Eukaryota, Metazoa, Chordata, Actinopteri, Beloniformes, Adrianichthyidae. The record is from RefSeq and is a predicted model, not a curated record. Gene Ontology annotation, molecular function: neuropeptide binding; dynorphin receptor activity.
GUGCGCCCGCCUGCAGGUUAUUGUCAUCGCUCUGUCAGCUCAUAUUUUCAAUGACUGUGCGUGUGGGAGUGCGUCUGUGCUGGGCAGGUCUAGCCUGAAAGCGCGUCACCUCACCCACCAUCCAUCAGUGCGUGUGCACGGGGGUCCGCAAAAAGCCAAAGCCGCUUCUCCUCUCCGCGCGCGAGUAAAACUUUGAUGGGCUUUAGACACGCGGCCAAACACAACCAGGGAAGAAUUAAACACCUGGAGGACACAGCCUCUCCAUACUGUCGCGCUGAUUUUGGGGGAUAAAGACAGGUGUCGCCAUGGAAAAUACUCCUGUUGAAAUUUUUAAAGAAGACAACAAGUGCCUAUUCCCGCUGCUGGAGGGCUGUCCGGGGAAUUCAUCAGCUUGGAUGUCCGGUUACUCUGACAGCCGCAACGUGACCCACGAUGAGGGCAGCUGGGAGCAGGAGGGCAUGUCGCCCAUCAUCCCCAUCAUCACGGCUGUGUAUUCGGUGGUGUUUGUGGUCGGCUUGAUGGGAAACUGUCUCGUUAUGUAUGUCAUCAUCAGGUACACAAAGAUGAAGACAGCCACCAAUAUUUAUAUCUUUAACCUAGCGCUUGCUGAUGCCCUAGUCACCACCACCAUGCCCUUCCAGAGCACGGACUAUCUUCUAAACACCUGGCCCUUCGGUGAGGUGGUGUGCAAGGUCUUCAUCUCCAUCGACUACUACAACAUGUUCACCAGCAUCUUCACUCUCACCAUGAUGAGUGUGGAUCGUUAUGUGGCCGUGUGUCACCCGGUCAAGGCCCUGGACUUCCGUACCCCCAUCAAGGCUAAGCUGAUCAACGUGUGCAUCUGGAUCCUGUCCUCGGCUGCAGGGAUUCCUGCCUUUGUCCUGGGCGGCACCCAGACGAACAGCGACAUCACUGAAUGUGCCUUACAGUUCCCGGAGCCGUACGCUUACUGGGACACCAUGAUGAAGAUUUGCGUGUUUGUCUUUGCCUUCGUCGUGCCUGUGCUCAUCAUCACCGUGUGCUACUCCCUCAUGGUCCUGAGGCUGAAGAGCGUUCGAAUGCUGUCCGGUUCGCGCGAGAAGGACCGCAACCUGCGGCGCAUCACACGGCUGGUGGUGGUGGUGGUGGCCGUCUUUGUGGUCUGCUGGACGCCCAUUCACAUCUUUAUCUUGGUAAAAGCUCUUGUGAGCGUGCCCGAGACCACUGGGAUUAUGGCGGCCUAUUUCUUUUGCGUGGCGCUGGGCUACACCAACAGCAGCCUCAACCCUGUGCUCUACGCCUUUCUGGAUGAGAACUUCAAACGCUGCUUCAAAGACUUCUGCCUGUCGGCCAGACUCAAAGGUGAGAAAAUGUCGGGGAGCAAGAAGACUCCCAGCACCUUACAGGAGGCCGCUAUUGCCCUGGAGAACCCGGAUGGGACUAGUCGGCCAACAUGACUAGCGGUGGAACUGUCUUCGAUUUCUCAUAUAGGAAAAGAAGACUCCAAUGAUCUGGGUUUAACACACAUCACAUCAGCCAUGUAACAGGAUUUUUAUCAGAAAACAGUGCCAUUAUUGAUAGAAAAAUGCUUUUUCUAUUAUUUCACUGGUUACUUACAAACACAGCGUUGUUGUUGUCGAUUAUUCUGUCAUCCAGGGUGUUGAGUUUUAACCCUGCUUCACUGCGAGCAGCAGAAGUUGGGUUUGAAAAACAGGCAAAUGUAAAAGAAAAUGUUUCUUUUUUCCAAGAAAGGCACUACUCCUUAUUUACAUGCAGUACUGAACUGAAGAAGACCUUUUCUCUCCGAGGACAUCUUGACAGGAAUGAUGGAGAGCCGAUGAUGACUGCACUGCGUUUAAGGGAGCCAUCUUUGCUCUGAAUGGCUCUAACUGUCGUUACUCAGUGAGACGCUUGAUGGAAAAGAGCUUUGGUGAUGUUUUUCAAAGGCAUCUGUGCCUUUUCUGCUGCGUAAAAGCAAAAUGUCAUCUGUGAAACAUCUACAUUGAACAACUGCAGAAGAAAUAUUAUAUUAUUUUAAUCUUAAAAAUGGCUAAAGUCCCUCUUAUCAUCUUUUGAGCUAUUUCAAAAGCGUUCCCAGUCGACUUUUUAUAUAAUUAGACAAUUUUUUUUAGCCAAAAUGUUUUAAAAAACGUGUCGUUAAAAAGGUUGCAAAGCGUUCAUUAAACACGUGUAUCACUCACAUUUGAUCUGCUUCUAUAACAUGAUUCAAAUACGGAUAAUUAUUAAAAUCACCUCAACAAAAUGAAUUUUAAAAAAGUCACAAUUGCUGCAGCUUUCUUGCAGAAUCUCCUUAACUUUAUUUUUAACUUUUGGGCAAUCAUAUAAAAACUUUCUGUAUUGAAGACCCACUCCAAUCAUCUUUUGAUCUAUAUCUAUGAUCUAAAAUCGUCCCAGUGGUCUUUUAGUAAUAAUUACGCUAUUUUUAGGGAAAAUGAAAGAAAAAAAAAAAUGUCCUAUUUUUUUUAUUUCUAGUUCAUUUGAAAUUUGCCACUAAGUUGUGGGCGAGACAGUUGGAGUGGAGCAACCCUGUCCCCUUUCCCCUCCCCGUUGGUGAGAGUUCUUUGUUUGCACACUCUCCUGCUUACAGCCCCUCACAAUCCCAACUUAACAUUGCUGGUGCAACAAAAAUGGCCAGCAACGGUACAGUUUUGAGCCAGAUGCCAGCUCAGACGAGGAAGAGGACGUACCGCAAUGGACUGGAGCACGAAGCUUGUGGCCACCCAGCUUAUUAUCUACACAACGAAUAUGCUAUUUUUCCAACUGCAUUUUUAUUGUCUUCGCCUCAAUCACAACAUUUAAAUAAAGAAAUACUCAGAAUUGCAAAUGUGGGCUUAAUUUCCUUAAUGUCCUCUUUUAUCAGAAAAAUGCCAGAUGUUAAAAACACCAAAAAUACAAUUUUCAUUGGAGUGAGUCUUUAAUUCGUUUUAUCAAAAAGUAUUCUAAAGGGAACUGGCAAAGAAAAAGAAAAAAAAGCAUUUCAUUAAAAAUAGAAUUUAUUAUUAUUUUUACUAUAUCAUUGCCAUGUUUGCCAAAAGUGCCUUCAACAGUCCAGGAUAACAUGACGGUAGCAGCUGAAGUGAAUACCGUUUGCAGUGAAACAGUACCUUGCAUGAAAAGGUAAACGUUAAAGAUGGUGACACGAAACUCUGGCAACAGACAUGUGCCAAACGCUUUUUAACCCCCCCUGAAGUGCGUGAACAGCACUGAUUGACCUCAGUGUGAGUGACUCACAGUGGAGGAGAUGAAGUUAGGCAAGAGUUAGCUGAGAAUAAAAAAAAAAUAACGAUAUAUUCAGCUACGACAAAGCUCCUUUAUGGAAGAGACAGAAAUGGAAUCAAAUCCUGGACUUGAAUGUGCAUUUCAAUUUGACAGAGGGCUCCCUAUCAGUGUCCAGACUGAUACAUUCAUGUGUGAGUUUAUACCACAUGCACUGUUUAUGGCUUCUACCAAGAUAAAUCAUAGUCCUGUUAUGCUGUGAUUGUUGUGCAACCUGAGCUGCUGUUGUGCACCUAGAGUACAUGCUAACACCUGCAAAGUGUGGUUCUGUAAAUUCUUUAUUUUGUAUAGAUUAAAAUAAGCAAAGUAUUCAUGUACAGAGGUCAUUCAAGCAAACUGUAAUUAUGGCAUGCUAACCAUUUUUGUUGUAUUUGUAAAUGUAACAACAUAAUGGACUGCUGUUAGUUUGAAUGUGCCACAAACAGACUGUAGUUUGUAAAAAGAAUUUCAGCUCAUUUAGAAUUAAAAUAGAGGGGGAAACUCUGUAACUGGCUGCAACAUGUAAACAGACACACACAAAAAAUGACAUUAUGUAAAGCAAGAGAUGAUUCCAAGAGUUUACAAACGCAUUGACAGUUUUGAGCUUUUCAAUCUCAAUGCUCACCCUUUUAAUAUGUAUGUAGAUUUUGUCUCCUGUCAUUUGUACAGGAUGUGUAUUGAUCCUGUCUGUGAUGCUCUAAAUGUUAACGCAAGUUUAAUAAAUCUAAACUUAUUCCGCUCUCCCACAGUGACAAGCUCAUCUUAUUGUCAGGUUUCAUUUGUGGCGACUCAGUGUGACGGUGGAAUUAUCCCCGGCUUUGCUGUUCAUCAAAAUCUCAUAGAGUAGACAUUUGCUUUUAAAUCAAAGCCUCCACACACGUUGAUUUUCACACGUUAGGCAUCACAGUUUUAGUUUUUGCACGGGGAUGGAUUCAUGUUUUAUUCUGGUCAAGCUUCUCCCCCUGGCGGACAGACAGUGUAAUAAAUAAUACAACAU